Molecule: messenger RNA, 3470 nt
Organism: Cannabis sativa
Lineage: Eukaryota; Viridiplantae; Streptophyta; Magnoliopsida; Rosales; Cannabaceae
Product: MDIS1-interacting receptor like kinase 2-like
Exons: 1
Coding region: 159-3470 (1103 amino acids)
Biological process (GO): hormone-mediated signaling pathway; protein phosphorylation
Cellular component (GO): plasma membrane
Molecular function (GO): protein kinase activity; protein binding; ATP binding
Source: RefSeq, a predicted model, not a curated record
AUCACAAUUUGGGUCAAACCCAAUUAAAUAAUGUGUGUAAGAUUUGAAUUUAUUAUAAAAAUUUCAGAAAAAGAGAGUUGUGAUUAUGACUUUUGAGAAUCAAGAACGUGACACUAGUUUAGAACACAAGUUAUUUUAAUAUAUAUGUGUAUAAGAGAAUGAAGGGAAAAAAGAAAAGGAAAGAAAGAAGUUACUUGUUUCAAGUCAACACCAUGAAAAGAGUUGCAAGAACUUGUUUCUCAGUUAUUAUUCUUAGUAUUUUUGUGCUUUGCUUUCUUCCAUUGAAGAUUAGUUCCUCACCAAGAACCCAAGCAGAGGCUCUCAUAACAUGGAAGAACAGCUUGGUGGUGAGACCAUCUUCUCUUAAUUCAUGGUCCAAUAAUAACAUUGACAAUCUAUGCAACUGGACUAAUGUUGUAUGUGAUGGUUCCACUCGAGAAAUCUCGCAAAUAGAUCUCUCCAACAUGGGCCUCAAAGGAACACUGGACAAGUUCAACUUCUCUCCAUUCCUUAACAUCACCGUCUUCAACAUCAACAACAACAAACUCGCUGGUUCGAUACCAACAACCAUUGGUAAUCUCACCAAGCUCACUUUGUUGGACUUGAGUGAAAAUUACAUCGAAGGGGAAAUUUCAAUGGAGAUAAGCCAAUUGUCAGAGCUUCAAUAUUUGAGUCUCUUCAACAAUUCUCUUGAGGGGCCAAUACCUUACCAGAUCACCAAUCUACAAAAGGUAUGGUACUUAUCACUUGGAGCAAAUUUUUUUGAGAAUUCUGAUUGGUCUAAGUUUUCAAGCAUGCCUUUUUUAACAUACCUUGAUCUUUUUAGGAACCAAUUCAAUUCAACAUUCCCAAGUUUCAUAUCUAAGUGUAGGAACUUGACUUUCCUUGACUUGUCUCAAAAUAGUUGGAGUGGGUCAAUUCCAAAAUCUGUGUUUUCCAAUCUCAUCAAACUCCAAUCUUUCAAUCUUACCGAUAACAAAUUUGUGGGACAUUUGUCAUCUAAUAUUUCAAAACUUUCUAAGCUAAAACACAUUCGUUUACAAUUUAAUUUUCUUAAAGGUGAUAUUCCUAAUGAGAUUAGUCUCCUACAUGAUCUUGAGGUUCUUGAACUAUAUAGAAAUUUAUUUAGUGGGAGUAUUCCAUCUUCUAUUGGCCAAUUCACAGGUCCAAUUUCAAAUUUGAAGAAACUUAAAAUAUUGGAUCUUUCUGAGAACCAUCUCACGGGUCCUAUUCCAAAUUCUUUAUGGAACCUCAAAAAUCUAACUGUCUUGCAACUUUUUAAAAACAAUCUGGUUGGAACCAUCCCACCACAGAUUGGAAAUCUAAAACUCCUCUCACAUUUUAGUGUAAGCACCAACCAACUAUCAGGAGAGUUGUCAGAUAAUAUUUCUAGUCUUAGUAAUAUAGAGAUCUUCUCUAUUUUCAACAAUAAUUUCACUGGUUUGAUUCCUUUAGAGAUUGGAAACUUAAAGAAACUUAAACGACUUUAUCUUUCGAAGAACCAUCUCACAGGUCCGAUUCCAACUUCUUUGUGGAACCUAAAAAACCUUACGUUUCUGGUCCUUUCCAAUAACAAUCUGGUUGGAACCAUCCCACCUGAAAUUGGAAAUUUGGAAUUCUUGGCAAAUUUUAUUGUGAACACCAAUCAAUUAUCAGGAGAGUUGCCGGUUAAUAUUUCCACGCUUAGUAACCUGGAGGCCUUCAAUGUAUUUGAAAAUAAUUUCACUGGGACAAUCCCUAGAGACUUUGGGAAGAACAGUCCUAUUUUGAACUUUGUUGCAUUUGGAAACAACAACUUCUUUGGAGAGAUUCCACAAGGUUUGUGUAGGGGGUUCAAUCUAAAAUAUUUUAGUGUAAGCAACAAUAGCUUUACAGGCACAUUGCCCGAGUGCUUGAGAAAUUGCACCAAAUUAGAAAGAGUGAGGCUUGAUGAGAACAAAUUCACAAGCAACAUAACUAAUGCAUUUGGUGUCCAUCCACAUCUAGAUUCUGUUUUCUUAAACAAUAACCGAUUCACCGGACAUGUUUCAAGAACAUGGGGACAGUGUCAGAAUCUCACCAGAUUGCAGAUGGGUCAAAAUAAAAUCUCUGGUAAGAUCCCUCCAGAACUAGGGAGUUUGACAAAGCUAAAAGUUUUGAGCCUAGAGUCCAACGAGUUAAGUGGUGAAAUUCCCACUCAAUUGGGAAAUCUUAAACUUUUGUACCAACUUAAUCUGAGCAAUAAUCAACUAACCGGUGCAAUCCCUCCAAGUCUAUCAUACUUGAGCAAGCUAGUGAAUCUUGAUUUUUCGAGAAAUAAUUUAACAGGUGAAAUACCAAAUUCGUUAGGUAAUUGUGUAGGAUUGUCAAGUUUAAACCUCAGUCACAAUAUGUUAUCUAGUGAAAUACCACAAGAGCUUGGAAAUUUGGUGUCUAUACGUUAUGUAUUAGAUCUUAGCAGCAAUUUACUUAUUGGAAAAAUACCCGCAAGCUUGUCCAAGCUUACAAUGCUGGAAAUUCUCAACAUCUCUCGUAACCACCUGUUAGGUAGUAUUCCUCAAUCAUUUUCCAAUCUAAUAAGCAUACGUUACAUCGAUUUUUCUUACAACAACUUGACGGGUCCGAUACCAACUGGAGCCAUUUUCCAAAAUGCUUCAAAAAGUUUUUAUGAUGGAAAUCUCGGAUUGUGUGGAAAAGCUACUGGACUUAAUCCCUGUAAAAGGCAAAGAAACAGAAUUAGCAAUGGUCUUAUAUUAGUCAUUUCUCUUGUUUGUGGCUUAAUACUGUUUGUUACUGUCCUUGUUAUCACUCUCAUAUUGUGUCAUAAAUUCAAAGUGUUGGAUAAGCACAAAAAAGAUUCCAAGAAAAAUGACACACACCAGUCAUUAAUAUGGGAAAAGGAAGCAAAAUUCACAUUUGGAGAAAUUGUAGAGGCAACUGAAGACUUUGAUGACAAAUACUGCAUUGGGAAAGGAGGUUUUGGUACUGUUUACAAGGCCAUAUUGAGACCACAUGAGUUAGUUCUUGCGGUUAAGCGGUUGCACAUGUCAGAUUCAAGUGAUAUUUCAGAAGUUAGUCGCAUCAGUUUUGAAACUGAGAUUCGAACUCUGACCGAAGUCCGACAUCGGAACAUUGUAAAGCUAUAUGGGUUUUGUUCAAGAAACAAUGGUUUGUACUUAGUGUAUAAGUAUGCAAACAAAGGCAGUCUUGCAAAAGUAUUAUAUGACUCAACCGAUCUUGAUUGGGAUUCAAGAGUGAAGAUCGUUCAAGGAUUGGCCCAUGCAAUCUCAUACUUGCACCACGACUGUUCUCCACCAAUAGUUCAUCGCGACGUGUCCUUAAACAAUGUACUACUUGGCUCUGAUUUUGUUCCAAUAUUGUCAGACUUUGGCACAGCUCGAUUGUUGAUGCCUGACUCGUCCAUUUGGACAAAUGUAGCUGGAUCCUAUGGCUACAUGGCCCCUGGUAAUUACUAUUGUUCUCAUUAUUAA